AUGCCUCCGCGAGAGCUACCCGGCUUCUACUUCGAUCAAGCGAAGAAUCGCUACUUCCCGCUAUCUAUGAGGCCAAAGCCUGCUGAGGUUUACCCGGGAGCAUCUUCUGUACCAGCGAAUGCACCAUCUACUGCUUCCAGUCUUCGCUCUGUCGUACCGGCGAAACGCUCUCGCCCUGGUUCUAGCUCGAGAGCUGACCCUGCGGCGCGCCAGCGUUCCGACGAAGAUGCGAAGGACAACGCUAGCACACGACCUAUUGCUGCUACGACCUCUGAUAGACAUCAUGCCCUGAGACGCACAUGCUCGGGACCGACGAUGCGUCGCGAAUUUCACUCGAUGGACAUGGUUCAUCUCGCGAAGACCUCAGCUUGCCUCACACUCUGCCCUGCUGGAUCUGCUCUUGGUGCACCUAUCACGGCACUCCACGCGGGGUUGAACACAGAUACGGAUAGGAUCACACUCGUGACGGGCGACGCGGGUGGAUUCGUCAAUAGCACGACAGUACCUGCGCAGCAGUUCAUACGGCCGGAUACGGAUGCACAGAACAUUCAAGAUGCAUGGACGUUCGAGUGUGCGAUGAACUUAACCGCUCCCAUCCUGAGAGUACAAGGAACAGGAGACCGAUGGAUGGCGAGCUCAUACCAUGGAGAGGCAUUCACCAUGUUUAUCAAGACCAUCCAAAGCGAUCAAGGCGUCAUGGUUGCGUACAACCGUCUACCAGACGUCUGGACCUCGGACUUGGUCGACAAGCGGGUAUGCCUAGGCUUGCACAAGCGCGCAUCAAUCAUAUCCGACAUCGAACGGACGGACUUGGCGCUGAGCCACUAUACCACAGGAUCCGACGUGCUCUCAGUAUACCAGGAGAACCAUCUUCUAUACACCGGCCUCCGCUCUUCAUCACUCCUCCGCUUUGACCUCCGCGAACCGCGCCUGUCAAAGCCCCCACCACCUAUCCUCACCACCUCAUCCUCAAUCACCACUAUCAAGCGCGUACGACAACACGAGCUUCUGGUCGCAAGCAUGGACGGCGCGCUCACUCUAUACGAUACGCGCUUCACCUCGCCUCAUCGGCAAACCGAGCCGGUGACAUCUUUCCGCGGGCAUGUCAACGCGUACAAGCACAAUCUGCCCGUGGCGCUCACUCCCUCGCACGAUGCUUUAUUCGCUGCGGGUCUGGACGGCCGCUUAAGAGGGUGGUCAACGCGCACAGGACAAGCUUUCUCGGCUGGUAUCAACACAGAGGACACGCCACUGUUCUACACUGCACCGCCCAAAGGUUCAGUAUCGCUAUACACCCGCGCACACGCUAUAGACGUCAACCCGUUCGAGACGCGGUUCAGCGAGCCUCUGAACGCACUAGACGUUCUCGAGAUCGAAGGGCGGACGUACUUGCUCGGUGCAGCAGGCAACAGAGUGCUCAGAUGGAACUUAGGUCACAGACCUGGCUUCGAAUACUGA
This is a messenger RNA of Peniophora sp. CBMAI 1063, 1458 nucleotides long. The record is from the annotation of a GenBank genome assembly. NCBI's taxonomy places the organism in Eukaryota, Fungi, Basidiomycota, Agaricomycetes, Russulales, Peniophoraceae.